CUACAGAAGAGGAGCAUCGACUCAGUGUACAUUAAGAGAUGCAUCCAAAGAUUCCAGGAGGACAUACAGAAGAUCAGGUACUAAUUUGAUUUGGUUUUAGAUACAUUAUUUUAUGGUUUUCUGCUUCAAUAACAUCAGUUAAAAAAUAAUGAAAGCCGUAAAAAAUAAACGAAUUAAACAAACACCUUACUUCCCCUUCACAGAGAUUCUCUCCAGGCCAUGACAGUGGAGCACAGCAGUCUAUCCCUGCAAUCAAGAAAACGCGUGGCUCUCUCUUCAGAGGAUCACCAACGAAUUGCAGCUGAAGUCUGUGAUACCAUACUGGGGCACACCAGAGAGAGGUUCCAGUUCACAGACCAUCUCAUCUGUGCAACCCUCCUGCAGUGCGAUCGGUUUGAAGAUUAUCAAGUGGAUUUUCCAGAGGAGGCUCUUAAAACCACAGUGAAGGCUUACCCUGUCCUUGACAGCAGCAGGCUGAAGACAGAGCUAGAACUCCUCUACAGCAACGAGGAAUUCAGAGCGUGUAGUGGUGCGGUGGACUUCCUCCAAUUCUUUAUGGAGAACAACUUGGGGGAGCUUUUUUCAGAGACGGUAACCCUUUUGAAAAUACUUGUCACCACACCAAUGACGACAGCAGAAGCAGAGAGGUGCUUCUCGACUCUUAAGCGAGUGAAAACAUUCCUGAGAAACACAAUGUCGCAAGAUCGCCUCAACGCACUGGCUACCCUGUCUAUGGAGAGGGCCAUAGUAACAGAGAUGACUGACUUUAACGUUAAAGUCAUUGACACAUUUUCAAAUUUAAAAGAGAGAAGGGCCAAGUUCCUCUACAAGUAGCACUUAAGCAUUUAAGCACUUUUGUGUGUGUGUGUGUGUGUGUGUGUGUGUGUGUGUGUGUGUGUGUG
This is a messenger RNA of Engraulis encrasicolus (European anchovy), 902 nucleotides long. RefSeq lists its product as uncharacterized. Gene Ontology annotation, molecular function: protein dimerization activity. The record is from RefSeq and is a predicted model, not a curated record. Bases 220 to 834 code for a protein of 204 amino acids. NCBI's taxonomy places the organism in Eukaryota, Metazoa, Chordata, Actinopteri, Clupeiformes, Engraulidae. The transcript is spliced from 2 exons.